This is a messenger RNA of Dictyostelium purpureum, 1404 nucleotides long. Its product is annotated as fumarate hydratase. The coding region runs from base 1 to 1404 and encodes 467 amino acids. Gene Ontology annotation, biological process: tricarboxylic acid cycle; fumarate metabolic process; malate metabolic process. NCBI's taxonomy places the organism in Eukaryota, Evosea, Eumycetozoa, Dictyosteliales, Dictyosteliaceae. Gene Ontology annotation, molecular function: fumarate hydratase activity. Gene Ontology annotation, cellular component: mitochondrion; tricarboxylic acid cycle heteromeric enzyme complex. The record is from RefSeq and is a predicted model, not a curated record. The transcript has 2 exons.
AUGGCAACUUUUAGAUCAGAAUAUGAUACUUUUGGUGAAGUUAAAGUUAAUGACGAAAAGUAUUGGGGUGCCCAAACUCAAAGAUCAUUAGAAAACUUUGAUAUUGGUGGUGAAGCAGAAAAAAUGCCAUUACCAGUCAUCCAUGCUUUUGGUAUCUUAAAACGUUCAGCUGCUAUUGUCAAUAAGAAAUAUGGUUUAGAUGCUACUAUUGCCGAUAACAUCUCUAAAGCUGCCACUGAAGUUAUUGAAGGUAAAUUAGAUGAUCAAUUCCCAUUAGUCGUUUUCCAAACUGGUUCAGGUACACAAUCAAACAUGAAUGCCAACGAAGUUAUUUCAAAUCGUGCUAUUGAAUUAAUGACAGGUAAAAGAGAUUUUUCAAAGAAACUUGUUCACCCAAAUGAUCACGUCAACAAGAGUCAAUCAUCAAACGAUUCAUUCCCAACUGCAAUGCACAUUGCCGCUGCCAUUCAAAUUAACAAAAAAUUAAUUCCAGCUUUAGAAACCCUCUUAAAUGCUAUGAAAGAAAAACAAAACGAAUUUGAUAGUAUCAUUAAAAUCGGUCGUACUCAUUUACAAGAUGCCACUCCAUUAACCUUAGGUCAAGAAUUCUCUGGUUAUUGCACCCAAAUCGAAUAUGGUAUUUUAAGAAUUAAAGAUACCCUCCCAAGACUCUACAGUUUAGCUCAAGGUGGUACAGCUGUUGGUACUGGUUUAAAUACCCCAAUUGGCUUCGAUGUUGAUAUUGCCAACGAAAUUGCCAAAUACACCGGCCUCCCAUUCAAAACCGCCCCAAAUAAAUUUGAAGCUUUAGCUGCUCACGAUGCUAUGGUUGAAGUUAGUGGUGCCCUUAACACCAUUGCUGUUUCAUUAAUGAAAAUCGCCAACGAUAUUCGUUUACUUGGUUCAGGUCCACGUUGUGGUUUAGGUGAAUUAAUUCUCCCAGAAAAUGAACCAGGUUCAUCAAUUAUGCCAGGUAAAGUUAAUCCAACUCAAUGUGAAGCCAUGACCAUGGUCUGCGCUCAAGUUAUGGGUAACAACACUGCCGUCACUAUUGGUGGAAGCAAUGGUCACUUUGAAUUAAAUGUAUUCAAACCAGUUAUCAUCAAGAAUGUUCUCUCCUCAAUUCGUCUCAUUGCUGAUGCCUCAAUUUCAUUCACCAAAAACUGUGUUGUUGGUAUUCAAGCCGAUAAAAAGAGAAUCGAUCAACUUUUACACGAAUCACUCAUGUUGGUCACUGCUCUUAACCCAUACAUUGGUUAUGAUAAAGCUGCUCAAUGUGCCAAAAAAGCCCACAAAGAAAAAACCACUCUUAAACAAGCCUGUCUUUCAUUGGGCUAUCUUACCUCUGAACAAUUUGAUGAAUAUGUUAGACCAGAAAACAUGGUUAAACCAGUUUUAAAUUAA